Messenger RNA from Trifolium pratense (red clover), 3335 nucleotides. RefSeq names its product GPI ethanolamine phosphate transferase 2-like. Bases 93 to 3113 code for a protein of 1006 amino acids. Gene Ontology annotation, cellular component: endoplasmic reticulum membrane. Lineage: Eukaryota; Viridiplantae; Streptophyta; Magnoliopsida; Fabales; Fabaceae. The transcript is spliced from 16 exons. The record is from RefSeq and is a predicted model, not a curated record. Gene Ontology annotation, biological process: GPI anchor biosynthetic process.
AAAGUAAUAUUCCUCUUUCCGCCACAUCGUUCAUCUUCCUAUUCUCUCUACGUUCACCAUUUGGAUCCAUCCAUCCAAAAAAACCCGUUAAAAUGUCUUCAAUUUCAUGCACAAAAUUAACACUAUUCACCAUAUCAGCACUCAUCAUCCAGUUCAUCGGUCUCUCGCUUUUCGUCUUCGCUUUCUUCCCUGUCAAACCACUUCUAUCCGGCUACAGUGGCUCUGAGAGUUUCCGACGUCCAACCUGUGAUGACGGUGUCGAAGCGAAUCCGAAUGAAGCAACUCUGCCUCCAGAUCGCCGGAGGUUUUUGUAUCAGGAAGUAUCUGAGAUGCCUCCUUCUUAUGAUCGACUCAUCUUAAUGGUCAUUGAUGGUCUUCCAGCAGAAUUUGUGCUUGGUAAGAUGGGUCAGCCACCAAGCAAGGCUUUUAUGGAAGCUAUGCCAUACACCCAGUCAUUGCUAGCAAAUGGAAUGGGUGUGGGAUAUCAUGCAAUAGCUGCAGCGCCAACAGUUACCAUGCCUCGUUUGAAAGCCAUGGUUUCUGGAGCAAUAGGGGGCUUCCUGGAUGUAGCUUCCAACUUUAACUCCCAGGCUUAUUCAGAUGACAAUCUUAUUGCACAAUUCUUUAAGAUUGGAUGGAAAAUGGUAAUGCAUGGUGAUAAUACAUGGCUGAAGUUAUUUCCUGGUUUCUUUGCACGGCAUGACGGAGUUAGCAGUUUUUUUGUUAAAGAUACUGUACAAGUGGAUCGUAAUGUGUCUCGACAUCUUGGUGAUGAACUUAGCAGAGAUGACUGGAAUUUACUCGCUUGGAUCAUGUUGGUCAUAUUGGUGGACGAAGCAGGUAUAAUCACUAACUUUCUGCUCUAUACAUGUAAUUUCAUUCUGUUCUCUAAGCUUCACUGGGACAUUUCCUGUUUCAGUGCAUUAAUGGCUGCAAAACUUUCCGAAAUGGAUGAAGUAGUGAGGAUGAUUCAUACUAAUAUCUUGCAAAAUCUUGAAAAUGAUCAAAGGCAAACGCUUCUGGUUGUAGUCAGUGACCAUGGAAUGACAGAAAGUGGUAAUCAUGGAGGUUCAUCGUAUGAGGAAACAGACUCUCUAGCUCUUUUUAUUGGACCAAAAAACCAUGCUUCUAGCCACACAUUAUCCAAUCAUGACACGAUUUUUCAGGUUGACAUUGCUCCAACAUUAGCUUUACUUUUUGGCGUGCCUAUUCCCAAAAACAAUAUUGGUGUUUUGAUCUCUCAAAUGGUCGACUCUCUGACUGAUGAACAAAAGUUGAGGGCACUGCAGUUGAACUCAUGGCAGUUAUUCAGAUUACUUCAAGCACAAUUGCCUGAUUUGUCUUGUAGAAAUUUUCCAUGUGAUUCUUUCAUUACUGAUAGUGGACCCACAAUUAGUGAAUGCAAAGGUAGCAAGGAAAAGUUGUUUUGUUGCUUGUAUUUAAACGCCGCCGCUCUUCAUGAUGCCUGGAGGGAUGAAGUAGUCAUUAAGUCUAAUAAUACAGAAGGAUACAACACCACUGUUGCAGCAUAUCAUGAGUUUCUAAGCAGAGCAAGCGAGUGGCUAUCACACAAAGCAACUGAUAGACCAAUUAGCUCACUUGCUUUUGGAGUUGCUGCUUUGAUCACAUCUUGCUUGAUACUGCUAAAACUUCUAUUUGUUAUCCACAAAGAAGUUCCUGCUCAGGAAAUUCAAGAUGUAGAGAAUUAUAUGAAGCCAUGGAAGUUGGAUGAAGUGUUCAUUUUGUUAGGCAUCCUGAUUCUUGUUAUUAGUAUGGGAUCAAGUUCAAUGAUUGAGGAAGAGCAUUACAUUUGGCAUUUCUUAACAUCCACAAUUAGCUUGUUAUUUUUUCGGAAAGCAAUACAAUCGUUUGACCUUAACAAAGCAGUUGGUGAUCUCAUUUCAGCAGAGAAAAAAAACUACACAUCAGGAUGCCAAAUUAGUUUGUUAUUCCUUAUUAUUUUUUGUGGAAGAAUUUUGAAAGGCUGGCAUCAAGGUGGUGUAAAUUGGACGAACCUUCCUGACAUUUCUUCCUGGCUUGAGCAGGCUGGAAGUCAAUAUAUAAAUCUGAUACAGAUAACAUCAUGUGUCAUAAUCUUCAUGUUGGGCAUAUUUCUAUUAUUCCUAUUGCAGUCCAAAACAAAAGUUGUAAUGGUCAUUGGGUUGAGCCUUUUAAUGUCUGGUUUGUUGGUAUUGCAGCAUUUUAUGAAACAUCAGAACAUGUCUGCCUCAAACAAUAAGGAUGCCACCUUAUCAGUUCAAGUUUUCUAUGCUGUUCUGGGAAUUACUACUGUUACAGUUGUAUUGGUUUUGCCAUGGGUUAUGCCUAAGAAUACUCAUGAAAAGUGCUCAAAAUGGAACCUCUACAUGUCUGCUUCUGUUCCUACAGAAAUCCAGAAUAUGACACCAAUAUUUGUUUUAAAAGAUUCUUUGUAUGUUAUAGGGUGCAUGUACAUAACAUUCUGGUGUCUUCUGCAGUUGUUGCUUCAACGACCGAUUAAUGCAAUGCCUUUGUUGUUGCUCAAUGUUCAAAUUUUGGCUUACAUGCUUGCUUUCUCUUCUUGUGGGUCACAUCAUAAUAAACAGUGGGUCGAGAUUGCUGCUCUGUACAAUCUUGGAAUGGCAGGCCAUUUUGCUCUUGGGAACAGUAACACGCUAGCUACCAUUGAUGUGGCUGGAGCUUUUAUUGGAAUUUCAAGUCAUUCAACCUUCCUUUCAGGUGUUCUAAUGUACAUCAUUACAUAUGCAUCCCCAAUGUUAUUCUUUUUUUCUUUGGUGAUGUACAUCUCUAUCAAGAUCACAAUCUGUCCACUAGUUACCGACGGUGGAAAUUCUGGAGAAAUUCUUAAGUCUUUUCUUGGAUUUCCUUGCCUAGUACCACUGAGCAUAAACUCCAUUCUCUUGUCAGCAUACACGAUUGUCUUAGUGUUGAUGAGGAACCAUUUAUUUAUUUGGAGCGUCUACUCUCCCAAGUACCUUUAUGUCUGUGCAGCAACUGCAUGUGUCUAUAUUGGGGUCUUCCUUGUUGUCACAACUGUGAUUUAUACAUAUAUAGUGCUUUUCUGGCUGAGAAAGAGUUUUUCCAUAACUAGCAAGGAAGAUGGUACGCGAUAAUCUAUGUUAACGUAAAUUUAUUAUUACACUGUCAAACAGCAAUUUUGGCUCUUUUAAGUGCUUAGUUAGUAAGUGAAUGUUAUUUUAAUUUUCCGGGUGUAUCACAAAGUGUAAAAUAUGGAGAUGCGUUAGGAGAAAAUUUAGAACAGAACGAAACCUAUCUACAUAGGACCAUACUGUUGAUGCCAAUUUACAAAAUGAACUGGGUUUUUUUUUUUUUUA